Messenger RNA from Cydia fagiglandana, 3776 nucleotides. RefSeq names its product plasma membrane ascorbate-dependent reductase CYBRD1-like (gene nemy). The transcript is spliced from 6 exons. Gene Ontology annotation, molecular function: oxidoreductase activity. NCBI's taxonomy places the organism in Eukaryota, Metazoa, Arthropoda, Insecta, Lepidoptera, Tortricidae. The coding region runs from base 204 to 1121 and encodes 305 amino acids. The record is from RefSeq and is a predicted model, not a curated record.
CACGUCCGAUCACCGACUUCCCACUCACUGUCCCGAGUUACGUCCGGAGCUAAUCCAGAAAGUUGUCGGCUUAUUGGAAAACUUGGAUCCGAAAAUUGUGUUCCGUGUUGUGACUCUCGCGAUCUCGUGUCUUCCUCCGGUGUUCCGGGGGCUGUAAAGAGUUUUAAAAAAUUGCCAAAGUGUCUCCUAUAAAGUUGUCGGCGAUGGACAGCAACUCGGUGUCGCCGAUGCCGGAACUAGCGCCGAUCGCCGAGUUCGAUAAGUCGCCGCCGUCGCCGCCGAACGAAGAGGUGCCGAUGGAUGAUCUGCCGCCGCCCCCUGCUACGAUCUCGGGGCAGACGGACGGAAAGAAGGUUAAAAUCCAACGGAGCCGUUCGUACGACUCCGACGACAAUGAGCGGGGCGCCUGCGAAUGGUGCGAGUACGCACUCGUCAUCACGCUCGCCACCAUCCUGCUCAUCGGCGUCUCGGCGCUGACCAUCUUCUGGACGCUCUUCUACCGCGAGGGCUACGCCUGGGUAGACGAUAUCCCCGAGAAGCAGUUCAACCUGCAUCCCACGCUUAUGGUUGCUGGGUUCGUUACGUUCAGCGGGUUCUCCGUCCUGCUGUACCGCAUCUGCCGAUGCUUCCGCCGCAUCUACGUGAAGCUGCUGCACGCGAUCUUCCACGCGCUCGCGUUCCCCUGCAUCGUCAUCGGCUUCCUCGCCGUGCUGGACUACCACAACAAGAAGGGCAUCAACAACUUCUACUCGCUGCAUAGCUGGAUCGGCCUCACUGCUAUGGGACUGUUUGGAAUACAGUACGCUGUGGGCUUCUUCAGUUUCCUACUCCUCCUGAUCUGCAACAAGGGCACCGCCAACUUCCGCGCCUCGCUCGUGCCCGUCCAUGCCGCCUUCGGAAUCCUUACCUUCGUGCUCGGCGUCUGCGCUUGCCUCACCGGACUCACUGAGAAAGCCCUCUUCACUAUUACGGCCACGGUUUACGCGACGAUGUCCGAAGAGUCGAUCGUGAUGAACGCCAUCGGCGUCUCCAUCGUGGCGGUGGCGAUCGUGGUGCUGUACACCGUGCGCGGCACCGGGGGAUACCGCCUGCGCAAGGUCGCGGCGCACCAUCCGAGCUAAGCGCCCGCGCACUAAUACACGCCAUCCAGACGUUUGGCGACAGACGUGAGUUUGUAGCCGGGUUCAUUUCGCGUAUUAAUUGGAGAUAUGUGAAUAAUAAUGGCAGGGGCCCAUUUCUCGAACGAUAUUAGAUUAAUAUUAUUAGUCCACGAACUGUCAAAUCGUAUGGGUUGCCAUGACAACACACUAAUAAUAUUAGACUAAUAUCGUUCGAGAAAUGGGCCCCUGGUAUUUCCUAUAAAAAAGUUGUGUUCAUAUUAGCGGGGUCUCAACGCUUUGAAAUUUAUGUUAAUUUAAUACACCAUCCGUGAGCUCACUGAGAACAUAUGGCGUUGUAAGAAGAAAUAUAUGAUUGGGAUUUCGCUUAAGUGUCACCAUCUACAGCAAUGAUACGGAGCGCAACUUUUUAUAGAGACUACCAGUUUUUAUUAUUUAGGUUCCUGUCUUUAUAUUUUAGUACCUCGUAGCUUUUGCGAUUUUGAUGUUUAUUACUAUCUAAUUUGCGCUAAUAUCUGAAGAGUUAGUCAAAAUUCGUGAAGACACUGAGGCAAAGUCAUUCUUCAGAAUGCAACUGCAAUAAGAUUGCAAAAGCUAUGAGUACGUAUCGUAUAUGACGUUCACGUAGUCCUGAGCAACGUUUUUUUAUACAUCGAUGUUUCAAACUGUCACUUGCAAACUCCAAUUUGUCUCCAAACGAAGUUUUGUAACUACAAUUUUUUAAAGUUUGUAAGUUUGAUGUUAUGCUUAACGAGGUAACACCGUACUCUGUAAUAGUGGUAACUAAAAUCGUAAAGGGUAUGCAGUAGGGAUAGCGGAGGUAAAUUGUGUAAGUUAGAUUAAUUCGAGGCUUCAAGACUCCGCUCAUUAAGUGACUUCAUAAUCACAGUCCGUCAAGAUCUUGGAAGCCCUCUGUGUAACUUCAAAAUGGAACAAACUUACUUUAAGCAAUAUCUUUACAAGGUUUUAGAUUUUGUGAUUACCAUUAUACUUCGAAAAUUAAACCCUGAUGAAAUUAUAUCAUUUAGCUCAAUUUGUUAACUUUAGGUUUACAAAUUCUAUCUCGGUUGGUGACACCACUUGUUCGGCGGUUGUGCGUUAUUCUAUUGUGAAAAUCUACCUUUAUUGUGAGUUAUUCCGUCUUAGGCAAAAUUAAUUCGACUGAUAUUGGAAUUAGAUCAUUUCUUUGAAUAUUAUUUACACAAUAUUACCCCAUAACUAUUUAAGGUGCGUAGUUUAAUCGUAAGGACCGCAGUCAAAUUGAAACUGAACGAAGCGGAAAGGAAUGUAAUGUAACUGUAAAGUCAAAGAAGAAUUGACAAUUUGAAACUUGAUUAACUUCCUUGUACCCGCUGUUCUGUGGUAAAUAAUUAUCUUAAUUAUUAGAACAUAUAGUAUGUAGGUACGUUAACGAGGUAAGGGUAGAUAACCAAGGACAAGAAAUCGAUGUAUAUUUACUAGAUUGGCGUUGACAUAGCUCCGGGUGUAAUAUGCAAUUAUAUAUUUUGUUUUAGAUGCCAUACAUACAUAUAGGUUUUCAUAAAUUCAUGCUAAUAAUAUGUCGGUAUGUUUUAUGACGAAUAGUUAGGUUAUUUUAGAUGUAAUUGUAUAUAAAUUUUAUUCUAAUUAAUGUAAUGUGCGAGUGUUCGAUAGUUGUAGUUUCGUAGUGAAAAUUUACAGUCUAAAUAUUUAUUGAUCUAUCCUACCAUGGAGAUUGGCAAUCCAGUAUUUUAUGUUAUAAAGUUUAUUUAUUACAUUUUAUAUCUUUAAGGUACAGAUAUGUGUAUAGGUACUUGAAGAAAGAGCGAGAUUAAACAAAGUCGCAUUCAGCUGUUUGUAGUAGAACAUUCAGUAUAAGUGUUCAUCCAAGUUGCCAAAUUUGUUGUAAAGUGGUAAUGUGCGGUAAUAUAAUUUGUUAAUCAAUUAUUAAUGUGCUAUUCACAUACAUACCUACGUGUAGCGUGUUUAUCAAUAAUGUAGGAUAAUGCUCAAGGUAUUUACGGAGGGUACAUAUUCUUUCCUUUUGUAGAAAUUGAGUAAUUUAUCUAUUACUUAGAUAAAGUUUUAUCUAUAUUCCAUUUUGUAAAUUUGCAUUCCAAUGAAGCAUUUGAUGGGCUUUUGACAUUCUUUCUGAAAAUAUACAAUCCGUACAAAGACUGCAUUCAUAAGUAGGUCCUCUUGUAUUAUAUUACAGGAUUUGCGAUCGUUUAUUGCUUGGAUAAAGACGUAUUUACAAAUUUUAAAUAUUCCAGUUUUUGUGGAUCCCUUUGAAAUAUUGGGGCCAAAUUUUGAUAUUGUUAUAGCAUCCCCAUUUGUACAGUUUCUGUUAUGCACCCUUUUAAUACAAAACGAAAAUAUGCUACAGUUGAAAUAGAUUUUCAAAUAUUUCGUUUCUAAACGCACCAAGAGAAUUAAAUCCAGUACCUGCUUAUUAAUGUAAAACUAGAAUUAUAAUAGUUUCCAAGUUUUCCCAUAAGUUGCGUAGUCUCUAUAAAUUCAUUUGAAAUAUUGUAUUAUGUUAGUAUUGAGUAAUUGAUAACGAUUAUUUCGCUUAGUUGCGUUGGCGACAGUUAUAUUGGUUACUAUGAAUUUUAUCACUGUUUUACAUUUUGAAAUAUUUAUACGGCAAUCGUAUGGUACAUUAAAUACUUGUAUUAA